Medioppia subpectinata is the source of this 473-nucleotide messenger RNA. NCBI's taxonomy places the organism in Eukaryota, Metazoa, Arthropoda, Arachnida, Sarcoptiformes, Oppiidae. The record is from the annotation of a GenBank genome assembly.
AUGAUGGAUGAGGUUCGUAGCAAUGAUUCAGUGAUUGCAAUGGCGUCCGUAGCGCUCACGAAGAAUGGCAAAGACAUUAUGUGGCAGUUCUUCAAACAAAAUGUCGAUCUAUUGAAGCGUCGAUACGAAACGGGUCCACUCAUGUUUAGAUUAGUUCAGUACAUAACGGAAAACUUUGUGACCGAAGAGAUGGCCAGAGAAGUGGAGACAUUCUUCGCAGACAAUCCAUUCCCGGGAACCGAACGAACGGUUAGACAAUCACUCGAAACCAUACGUUUAAACAGCGAAUGGUUGGCUCGCGAUCUGCCGGCCAUUCAAUCCUUUCUGUCCAAUCGUUUAUAACGUUUAAACAAUUAAUUAAAUUAAAAGCAAUACAAAGUCAAAUACUACACUUUUUGAAACAAAAUAUAACAUUUUAUUAUUGCGCUCUUAAACAAGAAUUUAAAGGUUAAAAUGUGUAUAAAUAUGACCAC